CAUGCACAUGAACUUGGAACUUGGGCCGCAAUUAGCGUCAGGUUUCAGUUUUAACACCGGGUCCAGAUUAGCUUGCACGCUGCAUACAGUUGAUAAUAGCAUUUUUGCCAAUAGCCAUGAAUUCUGAUGACGUAAAACAAUGAAUGCUUCAGCUAGUGUAGGUGUGCCUGCGCAGAUUGCAAUCUCGUGACUGCUGUACCCGUGACGAGUAACGCAGACCCGUGAGCAUAUGACGCAUUAAUAAUGCUGGCGGUGACCAGCCUCGGGCCAAACAGAGGCGACGGGGGAACUCUCCCGCAGGCCCGCCCAGUCCUACAAGAGUUGACCUUUCCUCGCCGGCACCUAAUUCUGUUCUAUACACUAUAGCAGCGACGAUCCUCUGGCGUCAGAGCGCCAACCACCACACUUGCCUUGGUCGCUAGCAAGCUACCCAGCACGCAGAUAGGAACAACGGCGCCCGUGGACAGGGCGGAGAGUGUUGGGAGCAGGGGAGCCAGGGAGCCGCAAAAAGCCAGUGCCCGCGAUACGGAAGUGUCGAGGCGACCAACCGAGUCGCCUCCAGCGCUCCUCCUGUGGAUCUUCUGAUCACAUAGCGCCGGUGCCGCGGCGGGAUGGUGCGGGUGAGCCCCGGCGCCGGCGGCGCGGUGCCGCUGCCGCCACUGCGCGAGUAUCAGCGCUGCGUUCUCGAGGUGGCGGCGGCACACGACUGCAUCGUGUUCCUGGAGACAGGCAUGGGCAAGACGCGCGUCGCGGUGGAGUUGGUGGCGGCGCUGCUGCCGCGCAUGCGGUGGCGCCGGCAGUUGGCUGUGUUCCUGGCGCCCUCGGUGCCGCUAGUGCGCCAGCAAGCUGAGGUGUUGGCGCGUGUGGCGGACACCGGGUUUGAAGCCGUCGCUGCGGCGGCCGCGGAGGCAGCCUCAGCCACAGCCGCCGAGGCCGCCGCCGCCGCGGGGGCCGCUGCUGCAGACGGCACACCCGCCAGGCGCAAAGCCCGGCAAGCAGCGGCCACGGCCACACCUACAAAGGGGCAUCAAUCCGCUGCACAGGGCGCGGGCGGAAGCGCGGUGGCUGUUGCUGACAGCCUGGCGGCAGGGUCGCAACCGCAGAACCUGUCGCUUUCACUGCCACCGCCGCCGCAGCAGCAGCAACAGCAGCUUCAGCAGCAGCAGGCCGCUAGCUCGCGGCCGUUGCUGCGAGUGGAGUGGCUGGGCGGCUCCUCGGCGCACGAGGCGUGGGGGCCGGCGGGCUGGGCGGCGCUGCGGCGGCGGGCGGACGUGUUGGUGUGCACCCCUGCGGUGCUGCUGGGGGCGCUGGUGCACGCAUCCAUACUGGUGUGUGACGUGGGUCUGCUGGUGCUGGACGAGGCGCACCACUGCCGCGAGCAGCACCCCUACGCAGUGCUGCUGAGGGAGUUCAUCGCCAGGCCGCCCGUGCCGGAGCUGACGGAGCUGACGGAGGGCAAGGAGGAGGCGGAGGGCAAGGAGGGCAAGGAGGAGGAGGAGGGCAAGGAGGGCAAGGAGGAGGAGGAGGUGGUGGCGGGAGCGGGUGGGGCGGCGGAGGGGGCGGCGGAGGGCGUGGUGGUGGAGGAGGCCGCGAUGGUGGAGAGGGCGGCGGAGGUGGAGGGGGCGGCGGAGGUGGAGGGGGCGGCGGCGGGGCGCGCUGAGGCGGAGGCAGGGCCUGAGGCAGGGCCCGAGACCCGGGGGCCAGAGGCGGAGCUAGAGGCCCGAAGGGCUGCCUUUGGUGUUGAUGGACAGCAGGAGGGGAAUGGAGGUGGCAGCCGGGGCGGCGGAGGCACGAGCGAUGUGGCCAUGCGGGACACGCACACGAACACGCUGGAUCCAGAGCGUGGGGCCACGAGCGCGCGGGAGGUAAAUGUGGAGGCGGAGGUGCCGGUGCCGGUGCCGGUGCCGGCAGCGGCUCCGCGCGCGGCGAGACUUGCUCGUGGCGGUGCCGGUGGCGGCGGCGGCGGCGGAUGCUACGACCGGCGGCGGCUGCGGCCGCGGCUGCUGGGUCUCACAGCCUCUCCCCUGCACCCGUUGUUGCUGCAGGAGUGCAUGCUGGGGGCGCGGCUGGUGGCGCCACCGCCGGGCAGUCUGCGCGAGUGGGCGGCGCACUGCUCACGACCCAAGGCCCAAAUCCUGUGGGUGGGGGACGACAAGCCGCUGCCGCCGCCGCCAGCCCUGCCGCCCGCCGCCGCCGCCGCCAUCGCCGCCGCCACUCCGCCCAUGCCGCCGCCCGCGGCGCCGCAGCCUGUGCAGGCCGCGGGGGCGGAGGAAGCCAUGGAGACCGCCGAGGACGGGAGGGAGCGUGGCGGUGUCGAAGCCACACACGACCCCGAACCCCUCGCAACUUCUGAUGACGACCUCUCUUUUAUUCCGGUGCCGCCCCUUCCCAGAGCCUUUUCGUUUAGCUCUACUUCCACUACCGACACAGCGGAUUCUGCCACUGAUAUGGACACUGCCACAGCCGCCGAUGCCGCUGCUACUGCCGCCACCAGCACGGACGCUGCUACAGCCGCUGCAGCUGCGGACGGCGGCGGCGGCGGCAGCUACAGCUGCCCGCUGCGUGCCGCGAUCGGCUACUGCCGGCGGCUGCUGCUACUGGCGGAGCGGGUCAUGUCUCAGCGGGAGCGGCUUCUGCGGCUGCACGCGCUGGGGGAGGUGGACCUCAAGAGGCUGGGACUGGAGGGCUCGGAGCUGCUGGCUGCGGGCGGGCGGCACGGCGGCGCGGACAUGGGCGGCAACGCGCUGAGAGACCUCCGACUGAUCCGGUCGCAGGUGGCGGCGCUGGAGUGCACCCUGAACGACCUGGGCGUGUGGGCGGCACUGGCGCUGGCGGCGGCAGACCUGUUCAGCGGGGCAGGGGCAGGGGGGGCAGGAGGGGCAGGAGGGGGAGAGGGGGAGGACGGCGGCGCGGGAGUCGGGGUGGCUGCUGGCUCGCUGGCGGCGGCGGCCCUGGCGCUGAUGAGCGGCGGUGACCCAGGCCGGCUGACGCGGGAGGACCUCAUGCAGAUUAUGGACAGUACGGAUCUGGGCCCGCCUCCGGGGCCCCGUGACGCGGAGCGACUGCGUGCGGACUGGGCCGAGCUGCAGCUCGCACUCGACUCCUGCGGCCUGCCCAAACCCGGCGACAGCAGCAGCAACGGCAGCGGCGGCAGUAGCAGCAAGUGCACCGGGCCCGACGCCGGGGCUACUGCUGCUGCCGCUGGUGCUGCAGCCGUGGCACCUGCUGCUACAGCCACGGCGGCGGCGCAGCGCUGGGCCCGGCGCGCGGGUGUGGGCGAGCGCGUGGCGGCGGCAGUGCUGGCGGCGGCGAUGGAAGGCUGUCUGGCACUGGCGGCGCCGCCGGCGGAGGAGGCGGCGGCCAUUGCGGCAGGCUUCGGCGACGCGCUGUUGCGGCGCGGCGGCUGUCGCCCCGCGGGCCGCCGCGUGUUGGCGCGUUGGGCGGAGCGGCUGCUGCGGAGUGUGCCGCCGGCGCUGCUGCAGUUCCACGUGCUGGGGCUGCUGCCGCCCGCACCGCACGAGGCGGCGGCGGUGGCGGCGGCACACGACUCCUGGCGGCGGCGCGGCACACCCCUGGUCGCACACCGCGUGGUGUGGCUGCUGCGGCAGCUGCACCGCCGAGCAUUGGAGGCCGCCGCCGCUACUGCUACUGCUGCUACUGUUACUGCUGGUGCUGCUACUGCUGGUCCUACUGCUGGUGCUACUGCGGGUCCUGCUGGUGAUUCUGGUGCUACUGCUGUUGUUGCAGCCACUGCCGGUGCUGCUACUGCUGUUGCUACAGCCCCAGCGCCGGUCGCCGCCGCGGCCAGCUGGUCGGCCAUGGUCUUCUGUGAGCGCAAGAGCACGUGUGAGGCCAUUCACCGCCUCGUGUGCGCGAUACCCGCGCUCUCCGCUGUCGGCAGCCGCCCAGUGCCGCCGCCGCAGCCGCCGCACGCCACCACCGCCGCCGCCGCUGCCGCCCCUGAUACUGCUACUGCCGCUGGCGGUGCUGCUGCUGCUGCUGCUACUGCCGGGCCAACAGAAACACCACAGACCGCUACAGCCGCUACACCGGCUCCCGCUGACCCUGCUGCUACUGCCGCCACCGCACCCGCCACCUCAGCACCGGCUGCAGAGGCCGCUGCUACUGCUGCCGCGCCCGUGGUGUUGACGGCGCAGCAGCGGCGGCAGCAGCGGGCGGCGGCGGCGCGGGCUGCUGCUACUGCCAGGUCGGCUGCAGUGCUACUGCGCACCGGCGUGUUUGUGGGCACGGGCGGCGCUGCGGUGGCGUCGGCGCCGGCGGGCGGCAAGGCCUCGGGUCAAAAGCGGCAGGACGAGGUUCGCACCGCCUUCGCCUCCGGCCGCCUCAACGUGCUGCUGUCCACCUCCAUCGGGGCCGAGGGGCUGGACUUCAGCUCGUGUGCGCUGGUGGCGGCGCUGGACCUGCCCCGACACGUCACCCCCUUCCUGCAGUCGGGCGGGAGAGCCCGCGCGCCCGGCUCCGAGCACUGGUUGCUGGUGCGCACGCCCGAGGAGCUGGAGUUGGCGCAGCGUCUCAUGGCGGCGGAGGAGGCGCUCCAAGCCAAGGCGGCGCACGUGUCGGCGUACAACCUGAGAGAGCUCGGAUUCCGGAUCCAGACCCCGGCCGGGAACCCGGCGGCGGUGGCGGCAGGCGGCGCAGGCACGGGCCAGGAUCCAAAUCCGGAUCCAGAUGACAUGGAUGCCGACCAGGCGGCGGCGGCGCGCUCGCCGUCUGACACGCCGGAGCCCCUCACUGCUACAGCCGCCCUCGAGGCUGCUACAGCUUCGGGUCCGGUGGCAGCCGCUGCUGCUGCUGCGGCGGCGGCGGCGGCGGCGGCUGUUGUUGGUCCUGGCGCUGGUACUGCCGCGGGCGUGGAUGUGGAUGUGGAGGUGGCGGAGUUGGGCGGCGGCGGGGCGGACGCUGGCGGCUUGGACCGGUUGGCCCUGGAGGUGCCCACCACAGGCGCCCGUCUUCCCUCCGCCUGGGCUGUGGACCUGUUGCUGCAGCUGUGCCUGCAGCUGCCCGGUAACGACUUGGCCACAGCGCUGGCGCCGCUGUUCAGGUGGCGUUCCUCGGGUCCGCCGCACUGCCGCCGCUACAGCUACCGCGUCUUCCUGCCCGCCAACCUGGCCGCGCCGCCGGUGGACGGACCGCCGUGUGGCAGCAAGGAGGCGGCCAAGAAGCUGGCCUGCCUGGCUGCUGUGGCUCUGCUGUGGCGUCGCGGCGACCUAGAUGACCACCUGUGCCCCCGACACAGCCGCAAGGCGCUCACACAGGCGGCGCACCAGGCCGCAUUCGGGGAGUUCCAGCACUCCAUCGCCUCCGCAGUGCUGCCCCACCCCCUGCCGCGCCUGCUGAGGCCGCCCGGCUGGGCACCAACCCCCGGUGCCGCCGCCGCCGCCGGCCCCCUUGCCCUCCCCGCGCCAGCCGGCACCGCCGAUGCUGGUGCUCCCGCCACGGCUGCUGAUGGUGCCACAGCUUGUGAUGGUUGUGGUGUUGAUGCCAGCGGCGAUCUCGGCAGCAGCAGCAGCGGCAAAGGCGGUGGCGGCGUCGACGACGCAAGUCGCUAUUCGGAGCAGGGGCCGGCGCCCCGCCACCUGUACUGCUUUGUGAUGGAGCCACUCGCCCGCUUUCCGGGCGGCGGCGGCGGCGGCGGCUUCGGAUCCGGCUUUGGAUCUGGAUUUAGCUUUGGAUCUGAGCCGAAUCCAGGCAGCGGCGGCCACGCCUCCACUGUUGCCAGCAGCUCUGGCGAGGGGGCGGCGGCGGCGGCAGCUGAGACGGGGCUGCUGCAGUGGCCCUAUACGGCGAGCGCCGCAGCCGCGGGCUCCAACGCUGCAGAGCCGGCGGCGGCGGCUGCGGACAACGGUGGCGGCGGCGGCGGGGAUGACCCUAUGGCGUUGUGGCGGGUCCGCCGCAUUGCGGGCGAGCUGGCGGCCGCCGGUCCGCCGCUGGCACCGGGAGCGGGUGGCGGCGCCGUACAGCAGGGAGGCAGUGGCUCAAGCGGCAGUAGCAGCACUGCUGGCAAGGGCAGUAGCAGCAGUAGCAGUGGGAGUGGCGGCGGCGGCGCGGCGCUGCACGUGCUCAGCUCGACGGCCAUGGCGGCGGCGGGCGCGUGUUGGGUGCCCACGGCGCGCAACGCGGCGGCAGCGGCGGCAGAGCUACAGCUUCAGCAGCGGCAGCAGAAGCAGCAGCAGCAGCAAGCUGGCCAAGCGCAGCAGCAGCAGCAGCAGCAGCAGCAGUCAGAUACCAUGGAGCAGGACGCGCCGCCAUCUGGUGGUGGUGGUGGCGGUGGCGGUGCUGCUGCUGCUACAGCCGCCGCCUCUGCCGCUGCAGCCACGGCUACAGCCACGGCUACAGCCACCGUGCUGAGCUGGGGGGUGCUGCUACACGGCCGGCUGCCGGCGGGGCUGCCGGCGGUGGAGCUGUUCGUGCCGGAUCGCAAGAAGGGCGAGACGCGCGCGCGUGUCCGCCUGGCCUAUCUCGGAGAGCUGCCGUCGCCACCCACACAACCGCCAGCGGAGGACGCUGUUGCACAGGGAUCGCUCGCGGCUGCUAGUGCCGCUUCUGCUACUGCCGGUGCGGACGGGGCCGGCAACGGCGGCGGCGCAGCGGCGGCGGCGGCGGAGCUGGUGGCGGCGGUGGGGUCGGCAGCUCACUCGCUGUUGCGGUUUCCGCUGCCAGUGGCCCUAGCCAGGGCGAAAGCUUUGAAGGCCGCGGCCUCAGGGGCCGUACCUGCGUCAUCGGCGGCUACAGACACGGCUGCUGACCCCGCCGCCGCGCCCGCCGCCGCCCCCGCUGCCGCCCCCGCCCCCGCUGCCGCCGCCGCCCCCGCUGCCGCCGCCGCCGCCGCCCCCGCCGCCGCCGCCAAGCCGCGCCUGGCCGUGACGGCUGAGCACUUGGCUGCCUGGCAGGAGUGGGUGGGCUUCCAGAGGGUGGCGGCGGCGCUGGAGGCGGCGGCGGCGGCGGCCGCCAACGGUCCUGCUGCUGGCGGCGCCAGUGGCGGCGGCGGCGGCGGCGUGGAGGCUGCAUUGAAGGAGGCGGUGGCGCUGGCGGCGGCUGCAGGGAAUGGGGGCGCUGAUGACGCCGGUGGUAUGGAGGAUGCGUCAGAGGCGCAGGCGGCGGAGGUGGCGGAGGCAGCGGAGGCGGGAUUACAGGCGCACGCGCAGGGUGGAACGGCGGCGGCAGCCGGCGGCGCGGCGGUGGCGGCGGUGGCGGAGGCAGGCAGGCAGCAGCAGGGCCGCGGAGGCGGUCGAGGCCGCAAGGGCUGGGUGGGUUACUGGUGGCUGCCGGUGCCGCUGCGCCCGCCGCCGCCGCCGCCGCCGCCAGCAGAGGUAACAGAGGCAGUGGCGGCAGGGCCUGCGGGUGCGGGUGCAGCUGCAGGUACUGCCAUGGACGUGGACGUGGACUUGGACUUGGGCGCUGCAGCCACAGCUGCAGCUACAGCCAGUGACGGGCCGUGUCGGGGCCGUACGGGAGACCAAUCGUCGGCGGCUGCAGCCCUGUCGUACAUUGACUGGCGGGUGGUGGGCGGCCUGGCGGCGCCGCCGGCACCGCUGCCGGCUGACGCCGCGACGGCGGUGCCCCUGAAUGCGGCCGCCGCCGCCACCACCACUGCCUCACAGAACGCCGCACUAGCGGCUGUAAACUCGGUGGCAGGCGCGGCCCAGCCUCCAUCGGCAGUAGCAGGAGCAGCAGGAGCGGCUGUAGCAGGAGCAGGAGGAGCGGCAGUAGCAGGAGCACCUGCGCCGCCGUGCUGCUACGUGUGGCGGCAGGAGGUGGUGCGACACGGUCUCUUCAUCUCCCUUGACAGCUUCCGCAUGUGCACCUUUUUGGAGCCUCAAGCCCCCUCUGCUGCUGCUACUGCUACUGCCGUGGCUGGCGAUGCUACAGUUGUCCCGGCGGCUGGCGCCCAGGGCCGGCUGCAGCAGCUGCUACAGCCGCAGCCGCAGCUGCUACAGCCGCCUCCGGGCCAGCCACUGCUCGUGGAGCUAUACUCGUACGCGCGCUGCCGCAGCCACUGGCUGUCCAGCCGCCUGCAGCUACAGCCGGGGCAGCAGCAGCAGGCGCCACGGCGCGUGGCAGUAGCAGCGGCCACGGCAGCUACAGCUGCCGGCACGGCAGGCGCCGCCACCGCCGGUGCAAAGCAGGUCGACACGGUCGCACCUGCUGCCCCGGGGACCACAAUUCCCACUGCUGCUACAGCUGCUACAGCCCAGGCCAGUGCAGAGGCAGCAGCUGUGACGGCUGUAGCAGGGGCCGCGCCAGCCGCCCCACUGAGCACACCGCCGGAAAGCGGCAGUGGCGGCGGUGGUGGCGCGACGGAGGCUCUGAUGGAUACGUAUGACGAUGGCGCGGGCGCCGCCGACCUUGCCGAUGUUACCGGCAACCGCGGCGGUGUCUACGGCGAUGGUGGCCUUGGCGGCGGCGGCAGUAGCGGCGGCGGUGGCGACGGCAGUAGCAGCAGCCUGUCUGGCCGCAAGCGGGCACGGCAGCCGCCCGGGCAGGGGCUCUACUCGACGGCGCCCUCACCGCCGCGCUCACCGCCGCGCCUCCGCCCCCACCUCGAACAGGAGCAGCAGCAGCAGCAGCAGCAGGAGCAGCAGCAGCAGCAGCAGCACCGCCACAACGGCAACAGCAGCAACAACAACGGCCUUUCCGCAAGCCCGGCGAAUGACACCGGUAGUGCUGCCGACGGCGGCGGUUGGGCUCCUGUACCGCCGGCUGUAGCACCCGUUGCAACACCUGCGGCAACCGCCACAACCACCAAAACCGCCACAGCCACAACCGCCGCCGCCGCCGCCACCACCACCAGCACCACCAAGCGCCUUCCUCGUGAGGUGGUGGCGCCGCUGCCGCCUGACACGGGCCCGGGGCGCCUGGCUCGGUUCCCGCUGGACGCGGGGCGGUGGCGGGCGCUGCAAGGGCUGCCGCCGCUGCUGUGGCGAGUGGAGGGGCUGGUGGCGGCGGCGGAGGCGCUGGAGCGGGUGCUGCGCCCCCUGGGGUUCGCGCCCGAGAAGGCGACGGGUGGGCGUAGCGACAGCGGCGGCGGCGCGGAGCCUGCUGCUGCUACAACUACAGCGACCGCAGCUGCUGCCGGCACUGCCGCCCCCGGUGGCGGUGGCAAUAACAGCGGUGAUGGCGGCGGCGGCGGCAGGGAUGAAGCAAUGGCCGACGCAAACCGCGACGUACCGUCAGCGCCGCCGCCGCCUCCACCGCUACCACCGCCCCCGCCACUGCCGCCGCCCCCGCCACUACCACCACACCUAACGCACCAGCCACCUCCACCUCCACCGCCGCCUCUGCCGCCGCCGCCGCCUCUGCCGCCGCCACUGCUGCCGCCGCCACUGCCGCCUCUGGUGCUGGCUGCUGCUGCUCUGACUGCCCCUGCCGCGGGCGACGCCUGCCUCAACAACGACCGGCUGGAGUUCCUCGGCGACAGCGUGCUCAAACACAUCGCAGUGUUGUUCACAUUCUUGCGCGACAGGCACGACCCCACCUGCCACGAAGGCGUUCUCAGCUUCAAGCGCGAUGCACUCAUAGCCAACGAGAUCCUGGCGCAGCACGCGCUCGGCCGGCGGCUGCAGCUGCCCGCCCUGCUGCGCGCGCUGCCCUACGACGGCGGCCGCGCCCUGAGGCAGGCCCAGCUGAGACCGCACGAGGACGAGCGCGGCAGGCCGCUUGGAGGCGGCGGCGGAGGCGGCGGCGGCGGCGGAGGUGGCGGAGCAGCCAAGGCGGCGGCGGAGGCGCAGGCGAAGAAACCGGGCGCGGGGGCUCGGAGUGGAGGUGGAGGUGGAGGUGGCGGCGGCGGCGGCUCCAAGCACGACAAUCAGCACUUAGUCGUGCGCGUGCUUAAGGGCUUUAAGGGCAAGCGCCUGGCGGACGGCGUGGAGGCUCUCAUCGGCGCCCUGCUACUGCCGGUGCUGCCAGCCGGGCCCUCAGGAGGAGGCAGUAGCACUGGCAGUAGCAGUGGCGUCGGAGACAUCAACGGGGCCCGGCUGAGGCCGGCGGCUCGGGGGCUGUGGUCUGUGGCGGAGAUGCUGGGCGGCGGGUGCUCCCCCACCUGCACGCCGGCGCUGCAGGUGGCCAUGGAUGUGGCGACAGACUUCUGUGUGCGGGCGGGGCUGUUGCCGCCAGACGCCCAACUAGUUAUCCGGGAGGGGCUGCACGCAGAGGCCUCCACACAACGGGCAGCUGCGGCGGCGGCGGCGGCGGCUGCCGCUGCCACAGCCGCGGCGGCUGCUACAGCCGCCGCCGCCAGCGGCGGCAAGGAUGCGGCGGCGGCGGCCGCAGGCGGCAGUGCCGCAGCUGCUGGGGCGGCCGCCGGGGCGGGGCCGGCGGCGGCGGCGGCGGCUGUAGCCGCCGCCGCUAAGUCAACGUCGACAAGGACAUCAGUGCCGGACGUGACGCUGGCAUUCAAAUCGCUACAGCCGCUGACGUUCCGGGAGUCCUGGCUGCGGCGCGGCGGCGCCAUUGAGGCAGCCGAUGACGAUGCUACUGCCGACCCCGCCGCCGGUGCCACUGCCGGCAGGAGCGGCGGCAGGGCCGCCGCCAGCGGCGGCGGGGCUGCCUCGUCACCAUGGCGUGCUGACACGUGGGGUGGCGGCGGCGGCGGCAGUAGCAGGAGCGUGCCGGCUUCCCCCUCACCGUACACACACGUCACGCCGCAGAAGCAGCAGCCGAGGCCGGCAGUAGCAGCGCCCGGGCCCUACGUGUCGUACACAGCCUUCGUGGCGCCGUACACGCCCCCUGCCCUUGCUGCACCUGCUGCUGCCGCAGCUGCUACUGCCGCAGCCGCCACUGGCUGUAGCGGCGCCCCUGUGUCGCCGAUGCGGUUGCUGCCACGUGCCGCCACUGGGAGUCCCUUGCCGCCCAUUGUUGGCACGCGUCGCCUGGUGAUAGCACACGCCUCUCCUCCCCUGCCCGCUGCUACAGCCGAUGCUGCCACUGCCAACGCUGCUACUGCCCUGGUGGGCGCGGCGGCGGCAUCCGUUGGCGCCGCCAGGCGGGUCGUGCCCGUGCUGCCAUGGGCCCGGCGGCCGGCUGUAGCACCAGUGGCGGCUGUAGCAGCAGUGGCGGCAGCAGCAGGUGCUCCAGUGGCGGCAGCAGCAGCAACGCCCAGGCGGCGGCCGCUACCCGGCACGCCCGUCGCUGCUACUGCUACUGCCGCCACUGCUACUGCCGCAGCCACCUUUGCCGCCGCGGCGGCGCUGACACCCCCGGCUGUAGCAGCAGCAGCCGGCACACUGACACCGGCCAGCACACCGGCAGCAACAUCCGCGUGGGCGCAAGCCGAACGAGCACAGGCGGCGGCGGAGGCUGUAGCAGGGCUGGACUUGUCAAUGGGCGCCGGAGUGGCAUCGCCGCCAGCGCUACAGCAGUUCCAACCGGUGCAACAACAGCAGCAGUGGCAGCAAUUGCAGCAGUGGCAGCAAUUGCAGCUGUGGCAACAACAGCAGCAGACGCAGACGCAGAUGCAGCAGAUGCCGAAUUUCAGCCCGCCCUACAGGCAGCAGCAGCAGCACCAGACGCAGCAGUUGGCAGUAGCAGCAACAGCCGCGCCGGGUGGGCAGGGGCCGCCGCAGCAGCAAAACACUUGGGAGCCGCCGCAGCCCCUGAGCGUGUUCGUGCUGGCAGAAGCUCACGCCGCCACCACCACCAUUGCAGCCCCACCCGGCGGCACCAACGGCGCUGACGCCUCCGCCGCCACCGGCGCUGCUGCUGGUGCUGGUGCAGCACCGGUAACUGAGGGGCUGCCUCCGGGGGCGCGCGAGGGCAAGCCCAGCACCGGCGGCGGCAGCGUCUGGGCUCGGCAGCUGGCGGACGAGGAUGGGGAUGAGGAGGACAAAGAUGAUGAUGAGAGGGUGCCGGCGGCGGGGGCGGCGGCAGCCGCCAGUGCUACAGCCGCCGCCGCCGCUGCCGCCACCGUCAUGCGUCGUGGCCUGUACGGCGGCGGCGUGUCGGCGGGGCGGCGGGGUGACGUAGAUCUGGUGGCGGCGGUGACGAGGCGGGUGCUGGGGGGCUGCUACUGCUUCCGCCGGCCCGAGCUGUGCCUGCAGGCCCUGACGCACGUGAGCCACCCGCGCGCUGCCGGCUGCGGCGGCGGCUACCAGCGGCUGGAGUUCCUGGGGGACGCGGUGAUGGGCACCGUGGUGUCCUUCUGGCUGUUCAGGGCGGGCGGCAGUGCCGAGGCCAUGACGGCUCGGCGCAAGGCGCUGGUCAGCAACGGCCCGCUGGCGGCGGCGGCGGUGUGCCUGGGGCUGCAGCGGCACCUGAGGGUGGGAAGCAGCGCGCUGCUGGGCACACUGGGGGCCUUCGUGGAGGAGGUGCAGGCGGCGCUGGAGGACGGUUCCCUGGCUAGCGGUCGUGUGAGUGUGACCACCGCAGACCGUCUGGCCAAGAACAAACGGGCGGAGCGGCGGGCGCAGCAGCGCGCGGCGGUGGCGGCGGCGGCAGCGCGGAAGAAGGAUGGGGAGAGCAAGAUGAAACAGCAGCAGGAGACAGGGAAGGAGCAGGGGCCAGGGCCGCCGACUGACCAAAGGAUGGAGGAGGCAGGCAGGGCUCCGGCGGCGGCGGCGGCUGCGGCCGUACCGAAGAAGGGUGCGGCGGCGGCGGCGGCGGCGGCGGCGGCGGCGGCGGCGGCGGCGGCGGUGCCCAGGGUCCGGGUUCUGUGCGCCCCCAAGGUUCUGGCGGAUGUGGUGGAGGCGUUGAUUGGCGCCGUUUACCUGGACAGCGGUGGCGACCUGGCAGCGGCGGAGGCGGCGGCGGCGGCCCUCACGCGGCCGCUGGCGGCGCUGCCCUCACUGCUGCCGCCGCCGCCACCCGGGUGCUGAUGGGGAUCGGGGCUUCACAUGCCCCAGCCCGACGCAUAGGCACCCGCGAAUUGGUGCAAGGGCACCGUCGGGGAGGGACGGCGGAUGGAAGCAGUGGCGGCGGCGGUGGCGGCGGAGGCGGCUUGGGCCCCUGUGCGUCUCAGGGGCAGACCCGUGUGUGUCAUGGACGGAGGGCGGGACCUCGGGGCGGGACCUGGGGACUUGAGGGCUCUAUCUGCGAGGAUCUGCGGCCCGCGUGCAUGCGGGCGGUCGGCCAGGCGUGCUUGGCAAGGGAAGGGCUGCGGUGUGGGGGCCCACAGCCCCACGGUCAGUGUGUAUGUGAUGCAUACUGUACUGACUAAUGACUGGUGAUAGCGGGCGACUGAAUCAGGUGGUGGCGGCGGUGGUGGACCAGGUCAGCAGGCUUGGUUGGUUGCCUGGGCCGGUGGGGUCCGGGGCGCUCCCUCACGGGCUCAGGUCAAAGUGCAGGCCGUGCGGCAGGGAUGUUAAGCAUGUGCUUGAAGGAAGGUUUGAAGGAAGGCUGGCGGGGGGCGAUGGGGCGGGGCACAUCGUUGUGUAGGUAUGGCGGUCACACCGACCGCAAGCAGACAUCAGGCAUGGGCUGGGCUCUUGUCAGAGUGAGAGGUUGUUACACGUGCGGUACUCACAAUCCUGA
Molecule: messenger RNA, 13485 nt
Organism: Chlamydomonas reinhardtii
Lineage: Eukaryota; Viridiplantae; Chlorophyta; Chlorophyceae; Chlamydomonadales; Chlamydomonadaceae
Exons: 33
Coding region: 612-12830 (4072 amino acids)
Biological process (GO): siRNA processing
Cellular component (GO): nucleus; cytoplasm
Molecular function (GO): ATP binding; RNA binding; ribonuclease III activity
Source: RefSeq, a predicted model, not a curated record